This is a messenger RNA of Calliphora vicina (urban bluebottle blowfly), 375 nucleotides long. RefSeq lists its product as uncharacterized. The transcript has a single exon. Bases 1 to 375 code for a protein of 124 amino acids. The record is from RefSeq and is a predicted model, not a curated record. NCBI's taxonomy places the organism in Eukaryota, Metazoa, Arthropoda, Insecta, Diptera, Calliphoridae.
AUGGUUUCUCAUGGGAGUAUCUAUAAACUGGCUAAGAAAUUACAAAGUCUAAGCGAUCCUGAAUUCAACAUAAUACCGAAAUCCGUGAAAAUGGAUUUAAUAAGGCAGAAAAUUCGUGAGAAUCUGCAUAGAGCCUACUUAAGGAAUGAGAAAACCUAUAAUACACGAUGCCGUCAAGUUAAGUUUGUACCAGGUCAGGAGGUUUAUCGUCGCAAUUUUCAGCAGAGCGACUUUAAGACCAAUUUCAAUGCUAAGCUAGCGAAGAAAUUUUUAAAAUGUAGAAUUGUACGACCUGUAGGUAAUAGUCUAUACGAGGUUGAAGACCUUCAAGGGAAAUCGUUGGGGGUAUUUCACGCCAAAGAUUUGAAACAAUAG